UCACCCCCCCUUCUCCCCAAAUUCUCUCUCUCUCUCUCUCUCUCUCUCUCUCUCUAGAUUUCACCAAAAAUUUCACUCGUCUGCUAAAAAGCCAAUUUACGCGCUGCUCGACUGCAGAAAUGGCGACAGCAGACGAAGUUUCAGCACUCGAGCUCAUCAGGCUCCACCUACUCGACGAGUUCUCUCCUUUUGGGAACAGUUUGUUCUCAGACCUAACCGACAUUUCCACUUCUGAUCAAUCUGAUUCUCUCUCUUCACAAACGUCGAGUAACUACGACUCUCCCUUUUUAAACCCCGACUACCUAAACCUAACCGAAGUUAACAACACUGAUUUCUUCUUCAAUUCCAUCCCUAACCCGAUCGUGUUCGGGCAAAAUCGAACCGAAUUCUUCGAGUUCGAAACCAGGACUCAAGGUGUCGAUCUCGCUACGGUUGAACCGGUGAUUUCGAGCAGCAAAUCGAACCGGAGGCCGUCUCUGAAGCUAGAUCUGCCACCGGUGAAGAAGUUCGAGUUGCUGGAGUUCGGCAAGCCGGAGAAACCGAUUUUCGCGGAGAGAACAUCGAAUGCGGCGGCGGCGGGGGAGGAGAAGCACUACAGGGGAGUGCGGCGGAGGCCGUGGGGGAAGUUCGCGGCGGAGAUCCGGGACCCAAAGCGCCGCGGGUCUAGGGUUUGGCUGGGGACUUACGACUCCGCCAGGGAGGCGGCCAAGGCCUACGACAGGGCCGCCUUCAAGAUGCGCGGGAGUAAGGCGAUACUCAACUUCCCUCUCGAAGCGGGGAAAUGGCGGGAGGUGCAGGCGACGAAGGCCGUCGCCGCCGUGGACGGCGGGAGGAAGAGGGAGAGAGGAGUUGAGGAAGAGAAGGCGGCGAAGAAGGAGAAGGUGUCGUCGUCGGAAUGCGAUGCUUAUGAGAUUAGUAGUACUAAUAGUCCCCUGACGCCGUCAAGUUGGACGGCCGUGUGGGAUCAAAACGGGAACGGAGGUGGUAUCUUUAACGUGCCGCUGUUAUCGCCGUUGUCUUCCUACGCAAUGUUGGGAUUUUCAGAAGUCGUGGUCAUAUGAGAGAAGAAUUCUGGAAGGGGUCAGUCAUAUGAGUCGUAGUUGUUUAUAGUUUAAUUUUUGGAAAAUGAACAAAGUGCAUAUAAGAUGAUGAAAUAAAAAGUUUGUAAAGUGAAGAAAAAAAUAAAUACUAAGUUACCGUAGGACGUACAAUAGGACCAUGUGCAAUCUAUCCGAGCGUUGGAGGCGUGUGUAAAAGUUGUAACGGUAAGAACAAUUUGUGAAUUUUGUAAAAAUUCCGAGUGUCGGAGGUGUGUGUAAAAGUUGUGAUGGUAAGAACAAUCUGUUAAUUUUGUAAAAAUGACAGACUUUCAUAUAAAUUUCAGCAAUGUAAUUAAUUCAUUAAUUAUUUUA
Rhododendron vialii is the source of this 1412-nucleotide messenger RNA. RefSeq names its product ethylene-responsive transcription factor ERF105-like. Gene Ontology annotation, molecular function: DNA binding; DNA-binding transcription factor activity. Lineage: Eukaryota; Viridiplantae; Streptophyta; Magnoliopsida; Ericales; Ericaceae. Gene Ontology annotation, biological process: ethylene-activated signaling pathway; regulation of DNA-templated transcription. The record is from RefSeq and is a predicted model, not a curated record. The transcript has a single exon. The coding region runs from base 120 to 1061 and encodes 313 amino acids.